AUGGACCAUCAAGCUCAGAGGAUAAUACUUUUAGAUACACCAAAAAACAGAAAGAGGGUCAAGAAAAUUGUUGGUGUUGAUAAUUUUGAUGCCGCUGCGAUUCGCAACCAUAUUUAUGGGUACUACUCGAGAAGAGAAUAUCCUACACGGGCCAGUAAAAAACAAGAAAUUGUCUCGUGGCUGGCGAGAAAUGGUGUGGAAGCAGGUCCAAAUUUGCUAAAAGUUGAGUUAUUAGAACUCGUUAAAUUAACCAAGUCAUCCAAGAUUCGCUACGUGAUCGAUGAACUAGCCCUGGAACAUGGACACGAAGUAAUUCGAUUGCCCCCCUACCAUUGUCAGUACAACGCCAUCGAGCUUAUUUGGGCACAAAUAAAGGGUCAUGCAGCGCGGAACAAUACUGAAUCGCCCUUUAGCACUGCUAAAAUGAUGACACUGCUAGAAACUGCGUGUGCAGAAAUCACUAAAGAAGACUGGAAAAAAGUCGUAGAGAAAACAAAGAAAAUAAUUUUACACGACUUUGAAAGAGAUGUGAGAAUAGACAAUGUUAUCGAAAACGAAUUAAUAAUAUCACUUCGUGCUAACAGCAGUGAUGAAGAUGACGAUACCAAUAACAGUUCUGGUAGUUCAACUGAAUAA
Messenger RNA from Colias croceus (clouded yellow), 636 nucleotides. RefSeq lists its product as uncharacterized. The transcript has 2 exons. Gene Ontology annotation, molecular function: nucleic acid binding. The record is from RefSeq and is a predicted model, not a curated record. The coding region runs from base 1 to 636 and encodes 211 amino acids. NCBI's taxonomy places the organism in Eukaryota, Metazoa, Arthropoda, Insecta, Lepidoptera, Pieridae.